This is a messenger RNA of Erythranthe guttata (spotted monkey flower), 1222 nucleotides long. It is a transcript of the gene PPA6, whose product is annotated as pyrophosphorylase 6. Lineage: Eukaryota; Viridiplantae; Streptophyta; Magnoliopsida; Lamiales; Phrymaceae. The record is from RefSeq and is a predicted model, not a curated record. Gene Ontology annotation, biological process: phosphate-containing compound metabolic process. Gene Ontology annotation, molecular function: inorganic diphosphate phosphatase activity; magnesium ion binding. Gene Ontology annotation, cellular component: cytoplasm.
AUUUCUGUGGUCAAUAUAACAAACACAGUCCACAGAGCUUUCUCUCUCUCCUCUCUCUCUCUCUUCUCUCUCUCUCUCUCAUCACCACCCCAAAAAAUGGCGGCCACACGAGUGAUAGCGUCAGUGAGCAGCGCCGUCUCCGGCGGUCUUCUAACCAAAACUCCGUUCGUCGGAAAACCUCAAAGCGUCAGCUUUUGCUUCAGAAGCAACAGAUUGUUGACGCAGAGAAGGCGAGUAUUCACCUGCAGCGCGAUAUACAAUCCGCAGCUUGAAACCAAGGAAGAGGGCGAGCCCGAAACCCUAGACUACCGCGUCUUCUUUCACGACAAUUCCGGCAAAAAGAUUUCGCCUUGGCAUGAUAUACCGUUGCGUUUGGGUGACGGUGUGUUCAAUUUCAUAGUCGAGAUUCCGAAAGAAUCGAGCGCGAAAAUGGAAGUUGCUACAGAUGAGCUGUACACUCCCAUUAAGCAAGACACUAAGAAGGGAAAACUCCGAUACUAUCCAUACAAUAUUAACUGGAACUAUGGAUUGCUUCCACAAACAUGGGAAGACCCUUCACUUGCAAAUGCCGAUGUUGAGGGUGCAUUUGGAGACAAUGAUCCAGUUGAUGUGGUUGAGAUUGGGGAAACCCGAGGAAAAAUCGGGCAAGUGUUGAAAGUGAAACCAGUAGCUGCGCUUGCAAUGAUCGACGAGGGGGAACUUGACUGGAAAAUAGUUGCGAUUUCUUUGGAUGAUCCAAGAGCUGCCCUUGUUAAUGAUGUCGAAGAUGUUGAAAAGCAUUUUCCGGGAACACUUACUGCAAUUAGAGACUGGUUUAGAGACUACAAAAUCCCUGACGGCAAACCGGCUAACAGGUUCGGCCUUGGCGACAAGCCAGCAAAUAAGGAGUAUGCUCUUAAGAUUAUUACCGAAACAAACGAGUCGUGGGCUAAGCUGGUGAAAAGAUCUAUCCGUGCAGGCGAACUCUCUCUCGUCUAAUAAUGCAUGCCACAUGUCGAGUUUUGAGCUUUUGAUUUUUCGCGCAUCACUAGUAAGAAACUCAAUGUCUCUUGCUUUUGCGCCUCCUGGUUUUUACAUUUGUCGAGAUUGAAACGAAUGAAACUUUUAUUUUUUUCCCUUUUUUUUUGGUUUAAUUUAAGGUUGUAUCGUUUCAGCAACGCAACUGCUGCCCUCUUAUUUAGAAACGAAGUUUUUUUAUAGACCAAUUCAUCGAGAUUGUUUG